Molecule: messenger RNA, 2439 nt
Organism: Exophiala dermatitidis NIH/UT8656
Lineage: Eukaryota; Fungi; Ascomycota; Eurotiomycetes; Chaetothyriales; Herpotrichiellaceae
Product: retrograde regulation protein 2
Exons: 6
Coding region: 656-2182 (508 amino acids)
Biological process (GO): transmembrane transport
Cellular component (GO): membrane
Molecular function (GO): transmembrane transporter activity
Source: RefSeq, a predicted model, not a curated record
GUUUAAUCUGGUCCUGAGGUUGUCCAUUUCCCCGUGGAGUAGCGGCCUGAAGCAUCUCUGACUGUUGCAUUGCGCAGAAAAGCACCCCACAAAGCUGGAGUCCCAACAGCCACCAGUGGCGAUCAGUACCGAUCUCUCCCCCAGACUUGAAGUUGAGGCUCGGCUGGUACAACCUGCUGUGUUAUCAGGAGUCGGGUAAUCAGCUCCCAUUGGAUCCCAAGUCGCCGUUGUGUAUCGGCCAGCCACGGCAUCCCUCGGCGUGACAUGCCAACCACCGCCAUAUUUGCACAUUGCCAUAUGACUACUAUGGUGCCAGUGACACUCUCUACGCUCACCGGUGUUCAUCGGCGUCGCGCGUCGGGACACUUUGGUUGGUUCUCCGACUGCCCUGCGUACGCCUAUCUAUCUAACCGUCUGUCAAUCCUUUACCGCCCACUGUAUUGUGCCGAUCACGGCCAUGGCCGCUCGGUAAACAAAAAGCCUCCAUGUCCCUGUCCAUGUCCUUUCCGUUUCUUCAUCCAUCAUCCACCUCGCCCUCGCCCUUGAGCACCUCUUUCUCUCCCUUUCUUUCCGGUGUUUUCUUCCGAGCCGCCGCGAACCGAACCGAACCCUGUCCAGUCGAGGCUUGCCUUGAAUCAAAAUAUAAUCUGUCGCAAUGGCAAAGUGGUCGAUCGACGAAAAGACCAGCUCGGUCGAGACGGGAGAACCGAUCCACGUCGAACAGCAAGACAUAGGCGAACAUGCAGGUCUUGAUGAUUCAAAUCUCCCCCGAUACGACGAUGCAGAAACCAAGCGGAUUCUACGCAAAGUCGACUACCGCCUAUUACCAAUGUUGACACUAUUAUACGUGCUUGCUUUUCUGGAUCGAGGCAACAUCGGAAACGCCAAAGUCGCCGGGAUGAACAAGGAUCUCAAACUUACGGGAACACAAUAUAACCUGGCAUUAACUGUCUUCUUCUUUCCCUACGCCAUUUUUGAAGUCCCGUCCAAUAUCGUUCUCAAGCUGAUGCGGCCGUCGUGGUGGAUUUGUAUCCUCAUGGUCUCGUGGGGGACGGUCAUGACUCUUCAAGGCAUUGUGCAAAACUACCACGGCCUCAUCAUCACGCGAACAUUGUUGGGGUUAGCUGAGUCCGGAUUUUUUCCUGCUGCAACAUACCUCCUAACAACAUGGUACUGCCGCUUCGAAGUACAAACCCGACUCUCCAUCUUCUUCUCCGCCGCGUCCAUGGCAGGCGCCUUUUCCGGUUUAUUAGCAUUCGCCAUUGAAAAAAUGGACGGAAUAGGCGGCCUAGGCGGCUGGCGCUGGAUCUUCAUCCUCGAAGGGAUCUUCACCACCUUGAUCGGCCUCACCCUUCACUGGACGUUACCCGACUCUCCCGCCACCGCAAGCUUCCUAACCCCCACCGAAAAAUCAUUUAUCAACCGACGCCUCGAACAAGACGCCGGCACCUCCGCAGGCAAAGUCCGCACCGGCGAACCCUUCCAAUGGCGAUACCUUAAGGCGGCCCUUACCGACUGGAAAAUCUACUUUGCCGUCAUCAUCUACUGGGGAAAUAGUAUCGUCUUAUACGCAUUCACAUAUGCCGCGCCCAGCAUCAUCCUGGACCUAGGUUACACUGCCGCGCAAGCCCAAUUGCUCACCAUCCCUAUCUAUUUCCUGGGCGUGAUUUCCACGAUCUUCUUUUCGGUCUUGGCCGAUCGCCAUCGCACUCGGUGGCCGUUCAUCGUGGCUCCCUUUUCCAUGGCUCUGAUCGGAUGUAUCGGCCUCCUAGCUGUUCCGCAUCCAAGAUUGCCUGGACUAACUUAUGCGUUUCUGUUCACCAUCCCUGCCGGAGUGUAUCCGCCGUUGAUUGGUUGUUUGUCUUGGGUGGGCAACAACUUGGCUCCGACGUGGAAGAGAGCUAUUGGGAUGGCAUUGCUCAUUUCGAUCGGAAACCUCGGUGGUGCGAUUGGUUCGAAUAUCUUUAUUGCGAAGCAGGCUCCGCAUUAUUGGUUGGGUUAUGGUAUUGCUACGGGCAUUGUGGCUGCUGCUAUUGCGUCCACGUUCGUCCUGAGGAUCGCUUACAGUAUGCUCAAUAAGAGGCGCGAUUUGAUGGAUGAGGAGGAAAUCAGAGCAAAGUAUUCUGAGGACGAACUACUGGACUUGGGUGACAAGUCGCCCUUGUACCGCUAUGUUAUUUGAUGCCUAAGAUCCAGUCCCCGGCUUGGCUGGAACGUCACGUCGCGAAACUAGAACGGCGAAAGACACUUUUGUUUGCAACUUGGUUGCUUUUUGCGGCUAGAAAAGCAUACAUAAACAUUUCUGUCCAUUCUUGGCCAGCGUGUAUGGACUAGACUAGAUCCACCCUUGUCAUCAAUUUUUCCCAUUCUAUCCUGUAUCUACGUUGGCACCACGUCGACCACACGUGUUACUUUGAAAUCUGGAGCUCGUGAUUGCCC